AUGUCUUUAAAAUUUUUUCUAAAAAAAUUUUUUAAUGGGGUAUUGGCCGUUUUUGUCAUUUUGAACAAAAUUUUGAGACAUACUUUUUUUAAACUUUUUUUUUUUAUUUUUAUUUUACAAAAUUGUAUAGACUACUUAAAAUUGUUACAUUAUUCCUUCCCCUCUCUCCAAUUUGUCCACCAUUUUUUUAUUUUUCCAGUUUUUUUCAAAACUAACUAAAAAAUACUCAUAUUUCUGUUCACCAUGUCCAUUGCAUAAUUCUCGUAAUAUUUACUGACUUUUUGUCUUUUUGUUUUUAUUUUUUUUUCUAAAAUUUUUAUACUUCAUCCGAUUCAGAAACGCUGAUCUCUCUCUUAGGGAAGGAAGGAAGGGAAAAAAUAAAAAAAAUUUGUAUGGACUAGAAAAAAAUUUUUUUUGAGUAUAAUAUGUAUACCUGCUAGAACAAAUACUAAAAUUAUAUAGUA
Meloidogyne enterolobii is the source of this 464-nucleotide messenger RNA. Lineage: Eukaryota; Metazoa; Nematoda; Chromadorea; Rhabditida; Meloidogynidae. The record is from the annotation of a GenBank genome assembly.